Messenger RNA from Anolis sagrei ordinatus, 2065 nucleotides. NCBI's taxonomy places the organism in Eukaryota, Metazoa, Chordata, Lepidosauria, Squamata, Anolidae. The record is from RefSeq and is a predicted model, not a curated record.
GUGGGGCGACCGGGGGGAGAGGUUUUGGGAGCCAGGCACCGGCCCGCCCCACCUGAGGCCAGGCCAGCCAAUGAGGAAAAGGCCCCGGCGCUGACCAGCCUGUUGCUGGGGGAAACCUCCUCUGGCGGGGACCUUUCCGGGACUUCUUUGCCGCCCCAGAAAGUCGCCGUCGGGAGUCAGAGGAGCCGAGCCGAGCCAAGUCUCCCUGCCGCCGCGGAGGAAAGGAGGCGAUGGCGCCUUCUGGGAAGGGCUUGGCCUCCCUCUGGCUCUCCUCCUGCCUCUGGCUGGCGGCGGAGGGCGCGGCCGAGGGGCCCACAGUGGAUUUCUUAUACCAAGAGAGGGGUGAGUGCUUCUUCUCCAACGGGACCGGUGGUGCUGGCGGAGAGGAACCCCAGGUGCUCUUCCUGAGCCGGCUGAUCUACGACCGGCGGGAAGUGGCCCGCUUCAACAGCACCCUGGGCCAAUACGUGGCCCUCGCGCCCAUGAUGGAGUCCAAUGUGGACAGGUUCAACCGGGACCCGAAUGAGCUGCGGAGCUUGAUGGCCAACGUGGACCUCUGCCGACACAACUAUGACAGCCUUGAGCGCUUCUCCCUCGGCAGGAAGAUUCAGCCCAAGAUGAGGAUCACCAGCAACUACAAGGCCUCCACUCGCCACACUCUGCUGAUUUGCUUCGUGGACAGCUUUUUUCCAGUCAAGAUCAAAAUCAGGUGGUUCAGGAACGGGAAGGAGGAAAAAGGGGACCAAGUGAUGACCUCAGGCCUCAUUGACAACGGAGACUGGACUUACCAGAUGCAUGAGAUGCUGGAGACGCAGCCGGAGAAGGGAGAUGUCUACGCCUGCCAAGUGGAGCACGCCAGCUUCGCCAGCCCUGCCUCCAUUGAGUGGAGGCCCCAGUCAGGUGCCGCCAAGAGCAAGAUGUGGACGGGGGUCAUGGGCCUGGUCCUGGGGGUGGUCUUUGUGGCCGCGGGGCUCGCUCUCUACGUCAAGAAUGGCUGUGCUGUACCCCCGACCACAGUGGGACUCAUGGAAUAGACUCAGCUUCCUUCCUUUGCCAAAGAAGACCCAACUUCCCUCCUCCCUGCUGUCAGCCUUGGCCCGGCUCCAAGGGCAUAAACAUGCAAAUGUCACAGGAAAUUCAAUGUGCAGAUUUGACAAAUAUGAAUUUAAUAUGAUGUGUGGGAAUGAAUGGAAGUUGUAUGGAUGGAGCUUAUAAUUUUGGAAGCACCAGUAUAAUAUGAAGGCCUGCCAUGACUAACUACUUGCUUGCUGGAACUGUGAUCAAAACCUGCUAAUGAGAAUUGAUAAGAACUGUGACAAUGGUUCUUUCCAGUUAAGGAAAUGUUUGCAACAUUCCUUAUGUUAAGAAGGAAGUCAACAGAAGAUCCACAACAAUCAAGAAGAUUAACAUCUGGCCGGGAAACUGAGAUGGAGCCAGGAUGGAAGACAUCUAUCAUUAAUUUACAACUUUGGGACGACAUCAGCAGAAUAUUCCUAUAAAAGACUCAGUCUAAUAAUGCUCAAAGUGUGGCAGACCUGAGGAGUCUGUUCCACCCGCUAUGCUCUGCUCCAUGGAAAGGAGAGAGAUAGUGUACCUAAGGAGAGUGACAGAAAGCAGGGAAAGCAGGGUUCUGGACACUUUGGGGUUUCUUUCUCAAGGGAAGAGGAAGAAGGGCGCUUUUGGAGUCUUGGAUUUUGUGCAGGGAGUCAGGUUCUGCUGUAUGGAAAACAGAGAUCUGGUCCUUGGCACUGUUCUUAGGGAAGAAGUUUUGGUGUUAUGGAAGUUUUGGAACUAUGCAUUGACAGGCUGCAGGAAAUCAGCGUCUGGCCUAACAAGUGCUUCUCCAAGGAGGAAGAAAAGAAUACGGUAAUAUUUGGGUGCAUGUGGAUGAAUGUGUGUACAUGUAGUGUGAAUGUUGAGUGGAAAUGUAAUUUCCGUUUGUUUGUUUGUUAACCAAUGUAGUUGCAUAGAAUCGGUAUGUCUGUCUGUCCAAUGUCAUUCUUUGUCUAAAUAUUUUUUCUGUAAUCUGAUCUACCCUCUCACACUGGAGAUUGCAAUAAAAAGA